This is a messenger RNA of Klebsormidium nitens, 6184 nucleotides long. The record is from the annotation of a GenBank genome assembly. NCBI's taxonomy places the organism in Eukaryota, Viridiplantae, Streptophyta, Klebsormidiophyceae, Klebsormidiales, Klebsormidiaceae.
AUGUUGAUCAUGCAAUGGGGGAAGACGAAAUCAGAAGCUGGGGCGCCUGUCAGUGUUUCAUGCACAGCUUCAUGCACAGGCAAGCUAUCAAGCUUUGACAAAGACAGCAGGGCUGCAAAGUUGGAUAGAGCGACGGUGAUCUGUGUGGAUUAAUGUCAGCUGCACUGCGCAGGCAUUCCCCUUGCUUCAGCUUUUGGGGGCUGCAGAACUGCGAUGAACAUGCCAUGAAAGACGAGAUCUUUGAUCCACGUCUUCUAGACUGCUGGACGCCCCACAUCUGCUUAUGAUAGCAAGCUUAGCUAAGAGUCCUGCGGAGCAGCCUUCGUAGCUGGUGCUCCAAACCCCCAAUACUGGGAAGACUCCCCACGGCCCUUGGCAAUGUGAGGAACAACCUGGUGAAGAAACCCUUGACUAGUACAACCACUGGCUAGUGGCUUAGUGAAAGCCUGGGGGAGCGAACCUUGUAUAUUGUGUAAAAGCUCUCGUCGCUUAUAAACCCCCAAAGUGUGAUCAAUUCUGGCCCGAUAGAGAGAAGCGCCUCCCUUCGAGAAACCCCCUUGAAAACUGAUCUUAUAAAAAAACUACCAUAAUGUCUUGGAGCCUCCCUGGGUGGACCCGGCAGCCAGGCACCUUCCAACUGGUGCUGGGUUACGGGAAAAACCCAAGCCCCAACCCAGCUGGUCAGGCAGACCCACAGCCAAGCGGGAUAGAGGACAGUUCGAAGAGCGGGUCCGAUGGGGAGAAGACGGACGCUGCAGCAGAGUGCAAGAUCAGGGUGCAACUAGAGUGGGGGGCGGGGGAGGACGAGGAGGGGGUGGUGCUGAAGCUGCAGUCGCAGCUGAUGAUGGCGCUUCCAUAUCCAGAGGAACAGGUCCAGGUUCGCAUGGUGCCUCAGAGCGAGGCCGCCCAAACGACCCCAGAGGCCACAAUCCCCCCCCAAAACCCAGGGCCCUCCGAACCCCCUGGUCCGAACGGGACCGAUGCCAAGUCACCCGGAAGCGCAAGAACAGGAGACGUCAGCCCUUCUAGCAGUUGGGGCUUUCUGGACAGACUCGCGGCGUCUAUGGGAAGGAACCCCAACGCAGAAUCGGCACCGAGCACACCGGCACCCUUGGCUGACGUCAGAGGCCCGUCAGCAGCCUCCUCAGACGGGCCUCAUGUAGGCACUGUCAGUAAGGGGCCCGACGAGAAACCGGACGGUUCGGUUAGAGGCUUCGGAUUGCGAACGGCUUCCCAUGAGAGACUAAAGCUACACGACGAUGCGCACAGCGACAGCGAGACGUUCGAGGACGCACCCCACUCGUUUCCACCAACCAUUGACACCGCAUCCCUUGUUCCAACCCCCAGCGUGCCUGCGGCGCCAGGGGUGGUGUCAAGCGCCGGAAAGGUGCCCGUUCGCACCGUCGUGAAAAAACGCUCCGAGCGGUUGCGGGUGAUUUUGGUGUCAAGAACGGCUGGAAGUGGGCCUUCAGGGGAGGGAGUCGGGGUGCUGAAUAAGAUCGUGGAAGAAAGCGAGAUCCCGGGCGUGGAGCAUUUGGCGCUUACGGAGGGAGUGCUCGGGUUCUGGGAAAAGCGGGGGGCCGACGCAUGGGCCGGUCUCCGGACGCUGAACCUGAGCGGGUGCAACCUGUCGGUUGUCCCCCCGGGCAUCGCACAGCUGCCGUCUCUGGAGGUGUUGCUUCUGGAUAACAACAAGCUGGUGGCGCCCCCGGCGGACCUCGGCAAGCUGACGUCACUGCGGAAGCUGAGCAUGGACCACAACUUGCUGCUCUCAGUGCCAAUCGAACUUCGCGAGUGCACGUCUCUGUCGGAGCUCUCCCUGGAGCACAACCGCCUCGUCCGGCCGCUCCUCGACUUCCGCUCCAUGGCGCGGACCCUCCAAACCCUCCGGCUUUUCGGGAACCCUCUAGAGUUCCUUCCCGAGAUUCUGCCGUGCCGCAAGCUGCGCCAGGUGUCGCUUGCGAACGUGCGGAUCGAGGGUGACGCGGAGCUGACGUCAGUGGAGGUCCACGUGGAGGACGACGCGGGCGCCACGUCGUACUACUUUGGCGGGGCGAAGCACCGGCUGAGCACGUUCUUCCAGCUGAUCUUCCGGUACUCGUCGUGCCAGCACCCGCUCCUGGCCUCCGCCCUGGCGCGCAUCGCUGAGGACGGCGAGAACAGGGCCUACAUCGGGCGCGACGAGGGCGCGAUCCGCCAACUCCUCUCGAUGGUGCUGAGUGACGACACCCACGUGGUCCAGCAAGCGUGCAAGGCGCUCUCGUGCAUCGCGAUGGACGCCACUCUAGUUGCGCGGCUGGUGAAGGCGGACGUGCUGCAGAGUAUCUGGGCGGUGCUCGGCUCGACGGAGCCGGAAAUCCAGGUGUCCGUCCUCCAAGUCCUGGCCAGCGUCGCCUUCUGCUCCAACUCCAUCGCCGCGCGCCUAUUCACACCCGACAUGCUGCACCGCCUCAAGGAGCUGUGCGGCAGUGAGAAUGCGCUCAAGGUCCGCGAGGAGGCCUUGUUAGUGCUGGGCAACCUCGCCUUCUCCCCCAGCAAUCGCCGCGCAAUGGCCUCCGCACAGGGCCUCCGCUCCCUCCUCGCCAAAAUUGCCCUAACUGAACCCGCCGAAGACGCGCCGAACCCUUCCCAAAACCACCCGAAACCCUCUCAGAAACCGGUCCUAGGUCGGCCCAAAUCCUCCCCAGACCUGACAAAUAUGAAGAGCGCAAAACUCUCCCAUAGUUCCUCAGAACCCUCGCACAAACCCGGGGAACAACCGUCGCCUCCGGAGGGAUCCCCCUUCUCGUCCCCCCCGGCGUUCCGCGACUUCACAGGCGCGCCAAAAACGUCAGCGCACGGGAGCGCGGCGCGCGUGCGCGCAAGCGCGGUGCGCGCGCUUGCGAUCAUGGGCGAGAACGAGCUGGUGAGAAAGUCCACCGGGCGGCGGCCGCUCGGCUCCCGGGGGGUAAAGAUCCUCAGCCUGGAUGGGGGGGGGAUGCGGGGGGUGGCAACAGUGCGCAUGCUGCGGCGGCUUGAGAAAGGGACGGGGCGGCGGAUCCACGAGCUGUUCGACCUCAUAUGCGGGACAUCGACGGGCGCCAUGCUCGCCGUCGCGCUCGGUGUCAAGGAGAUGAGCCUGGACGAGUGCGAGGGCAUCUACAAGCGGCUGGGCAAAAUCGUGUUUGCCGCCGACGACAAAGACAAGGAAAAGGACGCCGCUAGCUUUGCCACGUGGCGCGAGAAGCUGGACCUGAUGUACAAGAGCGGCGCGCAGAACCUGCGUGUGGUCAUCCACGGCGCGAAGCACGACGCAACGCAGUUCGAGGGGCUGCUACAGGAGAUGUCGGCGUUCGAGGACGGGCGGAACCUGCUGAUUGAGACGGCAGGACGGGGCGGCCCCAAGGUCUCCGUCGUCUCCACGCUCGUCAGCGUCACCCCCGCGCAGCCCUUCGUCUUCCGCAACUACCAGUAUCCCCCCGGAACGAGAGAAUCUGCCCCCUGGGCCGCCCCCGUAACGCCCCUCUCUCCGCAAAUCAACCCGGGGCAACCCGCUUUUGGCGGCGGGGGGGGCGGCGGCCUGGCGGCCACUCCCGCGCCGACACCUGUCCAGUCGCGUGUCGGGAUGGGCCACGUGGCGUACAUGGGCUCGUGCAAGCAUCUGGUGUGGCAGGCGAUCCGGGCCAGCUCGGCGGCGCCCUACUAUCUGGACGACUUUUCGGACGGCAACAACCGGUGGCAAGACGGCGCGGUGACUGCCAACAACCCGGCCAUCAUCGCCGUCCGCGAGGCGCGGCUCCUCUGGCCGGACGUCCAGAUCGACACGGUCGUGUCGCUCGGGUGCGCGAGCCUUCCCACGAAGCCACGUGGCAAGAACUGGAAGCACGUGGACACGGGGAGCGUGUUGAUCGAGAGCGCGUGCAGCGUCGAGCGAGUGGAGGAAGCGAUGGACACGCUCGCGCCGCUGGUGCCUAACCUGGAGUACGUCAGGUUUAACCCGGUGGACGAGAGCGGCGCGAUGGAGCUGGACGAGACGGACCCCGCGCAGUGGGCCCGCCUGGAGGCCGCCACGCAGGACUACGUCGACCUGCACGACGCGCGAUUCGCCGCUCUGUGCGCGCGUCUCACGUCCGACCUCCCGGAGCCGUCCGAACGCGCGACCGUGGCGUCCGAAAGCACGAAGCCGGCGUCCGAAAGCAGAAACCCAGCGUCCGGAAGCGUGACAUCAGCGCCCGAAACCGGGAACCCAGCGUCCGAAAGGGCGACGUCGGCGACCGGAGCUGAGAAACCAGCGUCCGUAGGUGUGACGUCAGUCGCCGAAACCGGGACGUUGGACGAGGAUGCGGACGCGCCAUUGCUGCGGCUGCGCGAGCGCUCGGUGGGCAAGGGGACUGGUGGGAAAGUGGGGAAAGAAAAUGGAGGUGGUACGGGAGAAAACGGGGGUGGGGUGACGGAAGAAAGUCAGACGGAAGGGAGAAGCCAGGAAAGCGAGAGCGAAGAGGAAAACGGUGAUGAUGAUUUUGCUGACCUGAGCGGAUUGCGGCGAAAAAUUGUACAUUCAAAGUCCAGGAAUGCAGGGAGGCUGGAAGAGAGUGUUGACGCGUUAGGCGGGCGAGAACUAGACCGAGGGUUUUCCUUCAGCCAGAGCUUUGCUUUCGGGGGGCUGGAUGCGGGCGACGAGGUGCCGGUGGAACCGAGGGUGGAAAGCGUCACGCAAGACGCGAUCGACCUGAACCCGACUGCCACGUGGCAGGCCGACGGAGGCGCUCCCAGUGCCACGUGGCAAGUCGAGAGAGGCGCUCCGCUCGAACUGGUUCCCGUAAACGAAGUGCCCGAGUCUGGCGCCUCCAAGACAAUUGCCAACAGGAGCAAGUUGGAUCAAGGAAACGUGACAAGUGAAAGACCGGCCGGGGCUCCGAGAACGCAAGACGCAGCCGCGCCCCCAAGGGGUUUGGAGGUUUCCAAGCGGUCUGCGGCCGCGGUCGCUCUCGGCCUGCGGAAGGGUUUGCUGUUCGUCGAAGCGGCCCCCGGACCCGCGGCCGCUGAGGGGUUUGGGGUUUGGGCUGACGGCGCGUCGUUGCUGCACCACAGCGCCUCGCACCGCCCGCUGAUCGAUGCGGUCUGCGAGCAGAAUAAGAUCAGUCGGGACGUCUUUGACGGCCGCAUUCACACGGGGAUAAAACCUGCCAAACCUGCAGUGUUAACCCGCCCGCUUUCCUCCCCGUCGCUGCCAACCCCAGUGAAACCAAUCUCACGGUCCAACUCGCUCACGAAGCUCUCUACGGCGCGACCGCCGAGCCCCGGGGCCGGCCUCGCCCGCGUGAACGUCAACCGGGAAAGCAGGGACGGGGAAGCGCCCUCGGAGCCGGAGGAAGCUCUAGGCUUCCCGGCGCAGGCCCUGUACGAGCGCCUGCAAACCGCGCGCUCGGUCGGGGUGGUGCAUCUGGCGCUGAGCGGCGACCAACGGGGCCUCGUUGUGGGCUGGCAGAGCGAUGUGGUCGCCGUAGCGGAGCCCGGGGAGGAGGCACGUGCCUUUCUGGGAAGCUUAUCUGGGGGGAUGCGCUAUGGGAGUGUCGCGGAGCUGUGCGCACGUCACCGGCAGUUUGACGUCGGAGCAGCGGUUCUCACGCUGAUCGGGCGCCACACGCAGUUACUGCCCGGGGGAGAAGAGGUCGGGGCGUUCGUAUUCCGCCGGACAGUUCCUUCCGCCUUCUUGACUGCGGACGACGUCCGUAAGAUGGUCGGCGUCUGGCGCGACCGGAUCGUGGUCAGCAGCCGGUUCGCGCUAACCCAGCCGGUUAUUGAGGCUCUCCUUGACGGAGGCGCCAAAGCGGUGUUCGAGCUGGCGCUUUCGGACGGGGGGCCGGCCGACUUGGACGGCAAUGGCAUGGCGUCCGGAGAAGCGACCACGGACGCUUCCAAUUCAUGGGGUAGCGCCAUAACGCCAGUCGUCCGGAGCGUAUUCACACCGGCCGUUGAUCAAGCGCCGACGCCAGCUUCCAAGGGGAAGCAACGGAGUGAAACGGACUUUCUGUACAGCACAGAUUUUGAUCGACCUGGAGAUAGCGUUUUGGAGGAAUUGCUCGCGUCUUUCUAUUCGGCGCUGUAUGAAGAGGGGCUCUCGGUGGAUCAGGUGGAGGCGGCGGUGCAAAGGUCUGGAUCCCGAGGGGGUUGCCGCUUAAUCUGCCAUCUCCCAAGUCAUUGA